Molecule: messenger RNA, 531 nt
Organism: Anopheles maculipalpis
Lineage: Eukaryota; Metazoa; Arthropoda; Insecta; Diptera; Culicidae
Exons: 3
Coding region: 1-531 (176 amino acids)
Source: RefSeq, a predicted model, not a curated record
AUGCACCCGAACCAAUUUUACCAGUGUUUGCGGAAAGUGCAGAAGCUGAUUAUCCUAUAUUUUGGGUAUCAAUCGGUUCACGGGCUGUCGGUAGUUGCUAUUUCCUGCCUCAAAACGGAUCAUCCUCGCAAACGGGGCAGCCCUCCUUCAUCGGUCACCGACGAUUCCUCGUCCUCGUUACUCUUGUCAGCGUCUGCCGGGGGCCGCGGGGGAGGAGGUGGUAGUGGAGGAGGAGCUGGUGGUGGAGGUGGCGGAAGUGGUGUUGGUGGUGCUGGUCGAGCAAGUGGCAGCACUGCCGGUACAGCGAGCGGUGGAGCAGCAGUUUCGGAAGGUGGUAGAGGCAGAAGCAAGGGCAGAAAAGGAAGUGUAGCCGCUGGAGGAGGCGGAGGAGGUGGAGGAGUUGGUGGUGCUGGUGGCAGUGUAGUGGGAGGAGGUGGUGACGCAGAUCGGAGCAGUGGUGGCGCAAACGGCAACGGCGGGCAUAAACCCGGCAACGGCGACUACCACGACUACGACGGGCUCAUCAUAUGA